AUGGUGUAUUUGGAUGCUACUUUCCUUACUGGUAGAUUCAUAGGUUGCUUGAUGACAGCUACUGGGAUCAAUGGUGAUAAAGGAUAUACUAAUCUUCCCACCAAUGGAUCGGAUCCUAGGUACUCUCUUGUGAUCGAUCAUUUCCAAGAAGCGACAUACGCACUCUCAUAUGAAAACCAUGCUAAGGCCAUACAGAAAAUUAGAGAUUUGAAUUGCGAUUGGGUUGCUGAUUACAUACAUACCAUCCCACCUGAAUCAUAUGUGAAUACCUAUUUCAAAGGUUGUAGGUAUGGAUACACAUCUAGUACUCUUGGAGAAUCAUUCAAUAGCUGGAUUCUGGUUCACAAGAAGAUGCCUACAUCUGCUUUUCUUGAUCAGAUUAGGAUGAAAGUAAUGGUAAUGAUGGCAGAUCGUCAUGAAGAUGGCGCUAAUAUGAUGACUCCAUUAACUCCCGAGUAUGAGAAAAGGCUUGAGGCUCUUCAAGAUGAAGGUUUAGAUUCGCAAGAUAUAGAAUGUGUAGCUUCAAGUUACACUAUAUAUAUGCAUCUGAAACUAAUAGUUACUCAUCUUAUUCUGCAUCUGUGGUGCGUAUAUGGUUUCCCUUGUGCUCAUGCUCUUGCAGCCAUACGGGAGAUUAAACGUGAAGCUAUUUACUUCAUUUCACCAUAUUUUACAAGUAACUAUUUUAGGAAGACUUAUUUGCAUGUCAUCCAACCGAUCCCCAACUACAACAGGCCUGCUGAUAUUUGUAAAGAUGACAUCAUCAUUCCACCUAUUGUAAAUAAACAACCAGGUAGACCCCAUGGUAAAAGGAUUGAAAGUAAAGGUGAAAAUAAUGGAAAGGGGAAAGUUUGUUGCAGCAAUUGCACGAAAGAAGGUCACAACAUGACAGGUUGUCAGAAGCCUCCGAAGUAUACACCCCCUCUUUAUGCAGGAAACACACAGUUGAAAUAA
Molecule: messenger RNA, 954 nt
Organism: Papaver somniferum (opium poppy)
Lineage: Eukaryota; Viridiplantae; Streptophyta; Magnoliopsida; Ranunculales; Papaveraceae
Exons: 7
Coding region: 1-954 (317 amino acids)
Source: RefSeq, a predicted model, not a curated record